AUGAAGGCGGUCUGCGACUAUGGACGCGAGAAGGGGGUCGGGGUCAUGCUGUUGGAGGACUGUGCCGGGGUCGAGGAUACAGCGGAUGACUACGCCGACCUCACAAUGUUUCUCGACAAUGUCAAGACGACAGGAGUUGUCGGUGUCAAGUUCGACUUUUUCAACAAGUGAGGCAAAUCGCAGACAGUCAUCCCCCCAGCCGCCCUGCUCACGAAAUCCGAGCAGCUCAUUGUCAAGAUGAGCAAGGAGGCUGUCGAGGCGGCCAAGCAGCACGGUGACGCUUUCGUCAAGCUGCCCUUGCUGCCGCCCCUGCUGCCCUGGGGCUACCUGCAGCCCGCCAUCCCCAAGGCCCCAGCGGCCAUGCCAUUCGUUCCCUCAUACAAGCCAUAUGGCGCGGCAUCUCUGGUCACAAAGGGGGAGUCGAUGGUGGUAUUCCCCACUCUACGGCAGAUGACGCCGCCCAGCCUUGGGGUGCCGGUGUAUGGCGGGUCGAGUGAGGCGGUCAACAUGCUGUUUGUCAGGGAGUAUCGGGCCAUCCUCCAUACGAGGGAGAGGGAGGUCGACCUGACCGACGCCUGGCUAGGGAUGUUUGAUGAGUUCAAGACACUGACCAGAAAGGUGACGGUCUACGCCAACUCCUUCCUCAAGGCUGUCGCCGUCAAGGUACUUAUACAGACGAGAUCAGAUCUCUGUGGCAGUCUCUUUCCAUACUCUCUCUCGAUGCCAUUCCUCCUAUAUCGUGAGGUGUCUGCCAAGAGGCCUUCCUUCGACGUUGAGCAGUACAGCGCGUAUGUCGAUCUGGUCGCGAUGUAUGCUUACGGAGACCUCAGACAGGUAGGUGCAGAGAGACAGAGACCUCAGGUGGGAGGCACACAAAACACGCACACGCACCGCCAGCCUUGCACUCGGCAGUGCCCAUCCCUGCAGCUUGACUGUUGGCGCCGCGGGAUGCAGCGACCGACGUCCAUCAUUUAG
Messenger RNA from Vitrella brassicaformis, 975 nucleotides. The record is from the annotation of a GenBank genome assembly. Lineage: Eukaryota; Vitrellaceae.